CUGAUUCAGUUUGCUGAAAUGAUUUUGUAGAAGUUGUGGUGAAUGUUGAAGCUGGCACAAGGGAAAGAGGAGGAACAUGCAGCCAGAGGGAGAUCGCUCUGAACGAAAUAAACCAGACUGCCGCUCUUCAGGCCAAGGACCCUUGUCAUCCAUAAGAGCAGCGAUCAAGAGAUCUUCGCGGACCUCUAGCCAUAGUGAACAGCAGAGGGAUAGAAGGCGUCCUGAAAUUACAAUAGUUGCUGCUGAACCCCUCCGGCCGUCGUCCUGGUUUCCAGGUGCAAGCCCUGUUGCUCCUCAUGGAUUAGGAUUCCCUUCUGCUUCAUCUCAUGCUCAGUGGAGGAGAAAUGAGCAUAUUCCAGCCGAGCUUCCACCAUCAUAUGAGCAGGUGAUAAAAGAAAUCAAUCAAGUGCAAGUCAAUACAACAAAUAACAAUAAUGCUGCUGCUCCUAGACAUACCACUACUUCUGCAACACAAACUGACUUUCCAGAGGAACUAAUCAGCCAUUUGCCAGGAAGUAAUGUUAAAACUAGUGUGCCUACACACUGGGAGUCUUCAGGCUAUCCAGGGCAGAGUCCUCUUAAACCUCCUAGGCCUUCUGCAUCUCUGCUGAAUAGGUCUGCUUCAGAAAAUGAGAAUCCCUUAAUAGUCUUUGAAAUUUCUGAAGGUCAGAGGUGCCAAGAAAAUCCCAAUGCUGUGAUAUAUCCUGUGCCAAAGCCAAGAUCAAGAAGCAAUCUCAGACCUGUGGUCAAAAGUACAGAAAGUAAGAUAGACAAUGGAGAAGUGAACCAGUCUACUACAAAAAGGCAGCAGCCUUCAAUUCAGCAGUCACCUCUCUUAGAUGAUAGUAUACUAGACAAUCACUUGGUGAUGGACAGCAUGAGUACAGAAAAGAGCCAAAAUAGUAUUGUUUCAAGGAUCAAAGUUUUUGAAUCCCAAGGAACUACUGAUACCUCAGGAUUAUCAAAAAAGCCAGAAAUUGCCCCUCGUUCAUUUGCCCCAAGACCUGUUACUGCAAAGAAGCCAGUAGUUGCUCCAAAGCCAGGAGUAAGCAGAAUUUCAGAAGACUGGGAUGCGUGGACAGAAAGCAAAUCAACACCUUCCAAGGAAUUGCAGCCUCAACCUGAAAUAGUUGGGAGCAAUGUUGUAACCAAACCUGAACUGCCAAAGAAGCCAAAACCUGGCCUCGUUAAAAGUAGUAGUAGUGAUUUUCUCGAUGCAAGGAGUGGAUCAGUUGCAGAGAACAGCGAUGGACAAAAGAAAUUUCCUGUUCCUGCUCCAAGGCCUCUUGUUCCUAAAAAAACACGUUAUGUAGAAAAUCCUGCCCUUUCUUUGACCCCACUAAAAUCGAUUGCUGCUCCUCCAAGGGCUUCUGUAUCUCCCCAAGAAAAAGUUUUCAAGUCUCUGGGGGAAUUGUCACCUGCAGCCAACUCCUCAGCACCUGUUUUGCAAAACAAAGACGUGGAAGGAGAUCUGAUCAGUUUUGAUGAUGAUGUUUUGACCCUAAAUCCAACUUGUGUAGUUAAAGGUAGCAUCAGUUCUGAAGCAGCAGCAGAUCCAUUUCAGUUCCUCACCAAAAGUGAACCUGCAAGGGAACAGACAGCCCAACCAGCUUUAGCCCGGAAACCCACUGUGAUCCGAAUCCCUGCUAAACCUGGGAAACCUUUAAAUGAAAUCCCGCACAGCCCUCCACCUCUUCCUGCUGAAAAGCCUAUUGGGAACACCUCCGAUAUCACAGUGGGAAAACCCAACAGUGGUGACCUAGUAAAAAAACCGGAUUUGGAUCAUUCAGAACAGCGUGGAGUGCCUCAGCUAGAACCUGUACUACCCCCAAGGCCUGUGGAUGGAAAAAUUAUACCUGCUCGACCUCCCCCACCUAAAGGUGUUCCUGGAAGGCCACCUCCACCAAAACUCUCUGCAGCCAAGACCUCCUCCCAGAAAGAUGCUCUUUCACGAUCUACUUCUGACAUCGCUCCUGAUAAAAAACCCAGCAAGUUCAGAUUGGGACCCAAGAGAACAAAAAGUCAAGUCUUUAAAAGUCCAGAUCCAGCAUUACCUCCUAGACCUAAACCAGGUCAUCCUCUCUACAAUAAAUACAUGCUACCUGUGCCUCAUGGAGUUGCCAAGGAAGAUUGUCUUCCCAGGAACCCUGGAGAACUGUCCUGUAAGGAUUCAAACCACCCUCCAAAAGUUUCUGACACAAGUGCGCCUCAUGCUGUAGUCCUGCAUGAUUUUCCUGCAGAGCAUGCUGAUGACUUGGACCUUCAUUCUGGAGACACCGUUUGUCUUUUGGAGAAAAUUGAUACUGAGUGGUACAGAGGAAAAUGUGGGAAUCACACAGGGAUAUUUCCUGCCAGCUUUGUUAAAGUAGUUAUUGAUGUUCCAGAAGAAGGCAACAGGAAGAAAAUACCCCGUUCAUCACAAUGUAUUAAAGGCCCAAGAUGUGUAGCACGAUUUGAAUAUAUUGGAGAUCAGAAAGAUGAGCUCAGUUUUUCAGAAGGUGAAACUAUUAUCCUUAAAGAAUAUGUAAAUGAAGAGUGGGCCAAAGGGGAGCUCAGAGGCACAUCUGGAAUUUUCCCUCUGAACUUUGUGGAAGUAAUAGAAGAUCUGCCUGGAACAGGUACAGGAGCAGCACUGAAGAACAAGGUGGAAGUUUCUUCUCUUGCUCCUCAGAACAACAGACGCUCAGUAGAGUGGUGUGAAGCACUUCAUGAUUUUACAGCAGAAACCAAAGAUGAUUUAUCCUUUAAAAAGGGAGACUACAUCCAAAUACUGGAACAAGUAGAUUUGGAGUGGUAUAGAGGAAGACUGAAUGAGAAGGAAGGGAUUUUCCCAGCAAUUUUUGUUCAGACCUGCUCAGCCAGAGUAGAGCUGUCACACUCUGUAGGAGGGAAAAAAGGAAAAGCCAAAGCUCUUUAUGAUUUUCAUGGAGAAAAUGAAGAUGAGCUUUCCUUCAAAGCAGGUGAUACAAUAACAGAGGUGGAACCUGUAGACAAGGACUGGAUGAGUGGAGAGAUACAAGGGAAGUCUGGGAUAUUUCCCAAGAACUUUGUUCAGAUUUUAAAAACACCAUGAAGCGUUGCCUCUCUUUGUACUCCCUACAAGUUGGAGAGAAUGUUUUCUGUCCUAAAGGCACAGCAGAGACAUCAAUGUGUUUUGACUAUCAAUGUUUUGCACUACUUUUUCUAGACAGUCAUUCUAGUAUCUUGAAGUCAAAUAAGAAAAUUUUAGUCUUUUGUGACAGUGUAUGUAGUCAUGCUUCAUGAAUGCUCUGAGAGCAAAUACAAGCAGGAUUUUAGCAGUUUCCAACUAGGAAAAUACAGUGGUGCAACACCAUUUUAACUUAAAUAGCAUUGUAAUAUGUUUACUAUCUGGUAUUACAUUUAUCAUGCACAAAGUCUGCAUAAAGUAAGCUUCUUUGGGCUGCUUAAAAAAACCUCCAAGUUUAAAAAAUUGUUUUUAAGAUAUAAUUGCAGCACUCAGUAUGUAGAUCAAGUUUGAUAUUCAGAUUUUGUUACUGCUUGACUUCCACAUUAGCAGUAGAAUCCACUUGUUUUAUGACUUGGAGCAUAAAGAAGAUAACUGGUAUUUCAUAGCAGAAAAAUAUCAAAUCUAAUACUGGUAAAACUCAGAAGCAAAUCCUUGUGUAGUAUUCUUUUAUUCUUAGCCCAAGCUGCUCAUACAGGUUUUUUUUUUUUUUUUUUUUUUUUUUUUAAGUAUUUUGCCUCUUAACAAGUAACAUUCAAAUUGGUAUGAAUCAUCUUAGACCUUUCUCCAUUCUCCCAAAAUCCUUUCCAGAUGCAGGUUGGUUUUUUACUCCCCUGCUCUUUGAGCACUGUCAUACCCUUCUUUCCCAGCCAAAGUUAGCUGUGACAGACAGUGUUUACUGAGCUCUCUCAGAUCCCCUCCCUGUAGUAGCUGCACUAUUCCAGUUAUUCGCCCCUCCACCCCCUUCUUGUAAGUGGAAAUCCAGUCUUCACUCAGUCUGCAUUUCAUUUGCCACUCAAGCACUGGAACAUACUUCAGUAACACUAUUCCUGUCCUUAACAUGAAGGAUAUUAUACAGCCUUGGUUUUAGCUUUCAACAGACAUGGGAUUAGUUUGCAGUUUGUUACCACAUACCAACUAUACUGAGCAUAAUUAUAAAUGGUCUGUCAAGGCCUUAAGGAAAACAUGCCUGGCAAGAGGUUUCUUAGAGCUUCUUGAAGUAACUAAGGCAUUUAGUAAAAAGCAGCAGUGUGACUUGAACAGCAAGCUUAAGACAUGACUGAGAUAGCUUCACAUCAUAGGAACUUCUAGUAGUAAAUAGCUUUCUGCAAUAUUUGGGUUCUGACAAAAAUAGUUAAAUGCAUCUUGAUUAACUGCUAACUUCAUCAGACUGGAAUAGAAAAAAAUAUGCCACAGUUGGCUCUUUCAUUGCUGACAGUAUUCCAGUAUUCCAUCGCUUUUGUAUUGUGUAACAAAAAAGAACCAGUGAGCUGUUAGUAUGAGUCAUUACUUCAGAGAUGCAGGUCACUAGGUAUCAAGACACCCUUACAAGUUCAGGUUGCAAAAGGGGCAACAGUUGAGUGGUGGAUGCAGACUGAAAACUAGAGUCAUGAUUGUCCUUGAGACAGUUUUGACUUAAGUCACAUUCCUGCCUACAACUUUAUCAAUACAAGGUCCAAGUAUUGAAGCAACAACUACCUACUGCUACAGAAGGUUGGCAUGCAUCUAAAUUGGUGUCUAAGCAAGCUGGUGAGGGUAGCUCUCCCCUCCCCAGGCACUGCACUUUGGUUACUGUCUCACAGCAGGCGGGAACAAGCUCACAGCCAAAACUGGACAGGACUCCCCCGCAGCAGGGAACAGGCAUCCCAUCUUGGUAGCAGACUGGGGCUCCCCUGAAGCGAGCCCAAGAAACAUGCUGCACAGACAUGAGGCCCCCAGCCCCAUUUUGCUCUGCAAUCAAUAAUGCCACAAGUACUUGCAGACAGACACAUACGUUAGCCCUCCGAUCUUUUUUCCUCUAGAAGCUUCAUGAAGUGUUGUCUAUUUAAACUGCACCAGUACCAUUCACACAACUGAGGGAUGAAGAUCACACAAAGUUUUUUAAUGAGCUGAGAACUGCAAUUUCUACUUUCAUUAAGGGAAUUAACUUUACAAAUACAAUUAUAAAGUGUGUGCUAUUCUAGAAAGAUGGAAACAUGACAAUUUAUAGAGGCAUUAUUCAGUUUUACCGUCCCCAAGCAAGCUUAUCCAGAACUCCUGUGGAAUCACUUAGUAAGUCCACCUUUGAGGACAACCCUUCCCAGUCUCCACGCUCUCCUGCCAGGAGAUUUCAAAGGUUCAUGUUGUUUAUUCCAAUAAAACAUCCAUCUCCUGCUACAGAAACCAAGGAAGCACAUAGAUAGCUUUCCUGACUCCUGCAAGUCACUCAAGACUUUUCAACCAUAAACUUUCAGUGGAUCACCCUUCUUUUAAAAGAGGCUUCUUCCACCAUGACCUGUGCCAGCAUGAUUCCUGAACCUGCAGGGAACACAGCAGGGGAAGAACAGCAGCACCAAGCAAAGCCCACACCAACAACCAUAAUACCCAGGUCCUCCAAAGACAGACCACAUCAUUGUCAUGGUAGAUGAGGCUUAAGUGUAUGAUGUUUACUUACUGUUUGUCUGGUAGUUUUCUAAUAUUUUGAUACAAGUCUCAGAAGUAGGACUGAAUUUUUAUAUUUUCAAUUUCCUCUUCCCUGUUUUUACAGCUGUGUAUUGACCAGUUGUUUUUGUAACUUCCACUGAAUGUUUAGUCAGUGCCUGUCGGUAGUAAGACCACUCUCCUUUAUUUUAAUCAUCUCCCUAUUAUGCAGGGCAGGAAGGGCAGCAAAGCCUUAUCUUCCGAGCAAGGAGUGCCAUCUAAAGCCUGCUUGCAUUACUGCAGGCAGAUAAGAACGUAUUUAUUAAAACUGAAACAAGUUAGAUACUUAGCUUUUACAGGAAGGGAUUUUCUUAAGACUUGACGCCUAAUAUCACCAUGAAACUGCAUACAGAUUGUAAAUUAAAAUUCCUAAGGUGUACAGUACAUAAUCUGCAAAAAUGAAUGAGACUGAGCGCAAAUCCUAACUGCAAUGUAGUAGCAACUUUCAGCUGUAACCCUGAAAUUCAGCCAGACUCUCAUACAUUAGUAUGAUAGUAAAAGCCUCAUUUCUCAAACCAUUUCCUGUUUGACCCACCCUCUGGAAAUACCUUCAGGAAGACAUCUUUGUUCUGUGUACAUUUAACAGUGUCCUAAAUAAAUCAUGUUAAGUCCAGUAAGUUUGAUAUGGUACCUCUGUAAAUUAAGAAUGUAUUUAACCAAUAAAAUUUUUAUAAUUAAAACAUGAUGGCAUUUUCAUUGCCUUUAUGCUGUGGAGAGCUGAGCUUUCCACUUCACACAGCAAUUUUAUGCAUCUCAUUCUGCCAAUAUAUUUAACACAACAGCAAGAAACCCAGCCCCACCCCCAAACAGCUACUACAGUAAUACCACAUCCCUUUACAAGUAGUCCAAACCCCCCAGAACCCUUAUGGCUCUAACAUGGCUUAUUCAAGCCUUCGGACUCGAGUACAUUUUGCACUUGCCACUUGCUGCAGCCAGCCAUUAUCACAGGGCGUCGCUCAAGAUGGUGAUGCUCUCCUCUGCCUGUGGCAAGAUUACUUGUGACCAAGCCACAGGCUGAACCUGAGCUGAUGAGCAAUUCUACACAUCCAUUUUGGUGUGCACUAUUCAUACACCAUCAUUUUUCAGCUGAUAUUUGUACAGAGAAUACAGAGGAGGCACAAAGUUUUCCUUCCUGCUUACUUUCCCAUCUGAAGUAGUUUUAUAAAGUGUACAUUUACCCAGAGCACCUACAUGGUAAUGCCAGCAGUCUACAGAUUCAAAAAUUAAGUUCUAAAACCUGAAGUAAGUUCUUGUUCUUUCCCCAAAUCCUCUUGGACUGGCCUUUUUGCAACAUAUACACCUCAGACACACAGCCGAAGGAAAAAGUAACAGGAUAACAGACACACAAGUUUUCAGAAAUGAGCAGAAAACACCACCUUAGGAUUUCUAACUCUCCUUGUCUAUAGAGAGCACUGGCCAGUCAGUCCCUUACAAUGUAUUUGAUGGAACUACCACUAAGUGGAGAAAAUACAGCCAACACCUGUCCAUUACUAGAAAGUUCUGACAGAUCAUACUGUAAUGCAGCAGGGCUUGAAUAUAUGCACAUAUAUAUGUACACACCCGCAUUAAAACAUGCUGUAGUAAGUUCAAGGAUUUUCAAUCUCCCCAGACAUACCCUAAAUCAUGGUUUUUCUAAGUCCAGUGAAAAGUUCUCAUUUUUGUUAGAGAAGGGACAUUUAUUGCAAUUUAUGGCUUCAAAAAUAUGACAGUCUGGGAGUCCUGGAGAAUGACUCAACAGUGCAGAUGGAGAGCAAAACAGAUGAAAAGCAGCACUACUCCUUUCUCCUGUUUCAGCAUCAUGAAAGUUCUGAGCACUCACUACCCUUCCACCACACAAACUGAAAAAAGCAGAAAAAGCAGGCCAGUACUUACAAUCCAAUAAAGAUGGGUUACCUGACUAUUAAAUCACCGGCUAUUCUAAAUAUCAUCCCCCAUACUAACUCAGUUAGUUAAACUAACUUGGAAUCACAAUAUGAAGUCACAUCACCUGCAGUCUGAAAUUAGAAAACAUUCCUUUCAUUUUGCAUAUUAUUUGCUCCAAACCAGAAUCAGCAACUAGGAAAAGGCAAAAAUCCCUGACACCAGUACAGCCCUGGUGGGUAGUAGAGUCCCUCUAUUCUUCGCCUACUAAGUUUGUUGCAACAGUAAUAUGUAAUUGCUUUUCUCCUUUCUUGUCCAUUUUAUAGUUGACUGCAGAAGCUACCACUAUGUCUGUGACCUCCCCAAAUCUGUCUGUAUCAUUCCGUUCUCAGGUUUUAAAUGACAAGCUUACCAACAAUUUAAUAGCACCAAGUUUAGCUUUGUUGCCCAAUUCCAAACAAGACAGGCUGAUAGUGCAAACACAUUGUUUUAGCCAGAAAAAUACACCCUUCAACUUCUAAACUGGCAAAAACUGAGCAACAAGCAAAACUGCUAUCAGAGAAUGGAAAAAGCACUCAAAAUUUUUCAAAUCACUUGAGCGCUUUAUUUUCAGAACAAAGACCACUGCAUCUUUACAGUAGAACUUUUUCCCCUGAAGUUCCACAAAUGUUUCAACUGCGAUUAUAGUUAUCCCUCAGUUCUGAUAGAGGCUAGAAUACAUACAAACCUACUUUCAGCUUGUUUCUACACUGCUCAAAACCAACAUUGCUUCCAUAAUCAAAAUUACAACUUAAAGAUCUUUUAAUUUUGACUAUCAGAGACCAAUCUAUCCUGAGAGGUCAUAUCAAAUUACUACCAAGAAGCUUAAACAUACACUUACAUAAUUCUCCAGUAAGUAGCCUGGAUAAAUCUCAGACUUCCCUGCAAUAAACAACUCUGAAGCAGUUAAGUUCCCCUAUGUGGCACCCCAUACCCUGUACAAUGCUCCUCUUUGAAGCACCUCUCACCAUUACAACCUCUGUGCACAUCCACAAGAUUGCUUUUGUGAGGGCCAAAAUUCCUGGGAAAAACCCAACACAGAAUCCUUGGUACUGUACUCUCCACCUUUCAAAAAGGACAACCCACCUUCUUCCACCCAUCACACAACACCAAUCACAAAAGCCAGAUCUCCAAAACAAGUA
Messenger RNA from Athene cunicularia (burrowing owl), 8706 nucleotides. It is a transcript of the gene SH3D19, whose product is annotated as SH3 domain containing 19. Gene Ontology annotation, molecular function: protein binding. NCBI's taxonomy places the organism in Eukaryota, Metazoa, Chordata, Aves, Strigiformes, Strigidae. Bases 77 to 3073 code for a protein of 998 amino acids. The transcript has 20 exons. The record is from RefSeq and is a predicted model, not a curated record.